This is a messenger RNA of Cheilinus undulatus (humphead wrasse), 546 nucleotides long. Its product is annotated as nicotinamide riboside kinase 2-like. The record is from RefSeq and is a predicted model, not a curated record. The transcript has 2 exons. Lineage: Eukaryota; Metazoa; Chordata; Actinopteri; Labriformes; Labridae. Gene Ontology annotation, cellular component: cytoplasm. The annotation marks the transcript as partial.
AUGUUUCCAAGACACACCAUCCUCCGAAGCUCAGUUAAAUCCAACAUCAAGGAGACUAUACAUCAUCGGCAUCAGCGGCGACCAACGGAGAAAACCACCCUCACCAACAGAUUAAUCAAAAACCUGUCCAACUGUUGUGUGGUCCAUCAGGAUGACUUCUUCAAGCCCCACAGUCAGAUUGAAGUUGGUGAAGAUGGCUUUAAGCAGUACGAUGUCAUCAACGCUCUGGACAUGGAUGCCAUGAUUAGUAUGAUCUACACAGGGUUGGAUAACCCGGUGAAGUUUGAGAAAUCUCAUGGCGUUAAUAACACCCUGGACACUGAGCUCGUCCCAAAGUUUGACACUAAGGAAGAGGAGACUCACAUUCUUAUUGUGGAAGGCUUUCUGCUUUACACCUACAAACCUUUGAUCGACAUGCUGAACCAACGUUACUUUAUUUCCAUCCCAUACAAAGAAUGCAAAAAGAGGAGGUGCUCUAGGAACUACACGGUGCCAGAUCCACCCGGCCUGUUCGAUGGCCACACCUGGCCCAUGUAUUUGAAACAC